AUGGAGAUUGAGGAGCUUCAUCCAACGCAACCUCCCUGCAAGUUCUCCAGAAUCGGGAACGGUCGAAACGACAGCAGCAAGAUAGGCACCAUUAAAGGAAGCGGGGGCGGAGAGGAUCACCACCACCGCCAAUUCCAACCAGAUACAGAUGAUGGUGAGGUCAAGAUGGCCGUGUGUAACCCUGCCAUUGGCGGAGCAGCUGCCGUCACUGUCGCCGGCGACGGUGCCACCAAUCGACUCCGGGGCUGGCACCACUCCAGGAUCAUUAGGGUUUCCAGGGCAUCCGGCGGGAAAGACAGGCACAGCAAAGUUUGGACCUCCAAGGGUUUGAGAGACCGGCGGGUCCGGUUGUCAGUCACCACCGCCAUUCAAUUCUACGAUCUGCAAGACCGAUUGGGUUAUGACCAGCCCAGUAAGGCUGUUGAAUGGCUGAUUAAAGCCGCCGCUGAUGCAAUCGCGGAGCUCCCUUCCCUCAAUGCUUGUUUUCCCGACAUUCCCAAACAGCUGCUGAGUGACGAGAAAAGAAUCACAACCACCGCCGUCACUGCUGAACAAGGCUUUGAUUCGGCUGAUUUGGAGCUUCACCAAGAAGAAAACCAGAACCACCAGCAGCUCUCCCUGUCUAAAUCUGCCUGCAGCAGCAACUCAGAGACUAGCAAAGGUUCAGGAUUGUCACUUGCGAGGUCAGACGUUCGGGAGAAAGCAGCUGCCAAAGAGAAAGAGAAAGACCAUACUACCACCGACCCCAGGAUUUCCAACCACCACCAACAGCACAAUAACAUCAACACUAUCGCUCAGAGCUCUACGUUCACUGAGCUUUUAACUGGUGGCAUUGGUGGUAAUAUCGCCAGCAACAAUGGCAACAACAACAACACAACUGCUGCGGCUGCUACCACAAUCGCGAUUAAUCCAUCUGAGGUCAAUUUGUUCCACAACGCAGCGACAAGACCAUGGCCGUUGACUGCUAUGGAUUACUUUGGGCCGGGCCUUCUAGGGCCCAGCCAGCAGCAGCAUUGCUCGUCUGCUACGGUCUUUCCCGGUCAAAUCCAGCUAGGGAACUCGAUCCAGCAGCAGCAGCAGCAGGGAAUGACAAUGUCGAUGUCAAUCCCGCAGUUCAAUCAGCAGCAGCAACAACAUUUCCCAUUUGUUUCCGACCAUUUGAUGCCAGUAACUACACAAGGAGGUGGUCCAGUUGCGGACUAUAACCUCAACUUCACAAUCUCAUCAGGCCUUGCUGGUUUCAAUAGGGGGACCCUUCAGUCCAAUUCAUCACAAUCACCGUCUCUUUUGCCGCCUCAAUUCCAGAGGUUUGCUUCACCCAUAGACGGAUCCACAACUCAUUUACCAUUCUUCAUUGGUGGCGGUGCGCCGCAGCAGCCUCUGAACCACCAGCAGUUAUUCCCUCAUGGGUUGCAGCUCUGCUAUGGCGACGGAAACAGCAGCAGCAGCAGGCAAUCUGACCACAAGGGUAAAGGGAAGAACAACUGA
This is a messenger RNA of Linum tenue, 1488 nucleotides long. Lineage: Eukaryota; Viridiplantae; Streptophyta; Magnoliopsida; Malpighiales; Linaceae. The record is from the annotation of a GenBank genome assembly.